CAGCGAACCAAACCACCCUAAUGUGUACGAAGGAGGAAGAAGCUAUAGGCGCAUAUCGGGGGCAAAGGUGCGCAAAACCUAAGCGAACCUAUCUGGAUUCUUGAGUUGUACGGGCGAAAUCCGAAGCUCUUCGACGCUCCCCUUUGGAUAGCUUAGUGAUCGUCCUCAAGCUUCCAUCGCCGUCCUCGCCGCCACAGGCAUGCCGGAGCAUUUGGAAAAGGCCGAUCCCUCGGCUCUUGCUGAUGGUGUCGAUUCGCCCAUGUUGGAUCAGGAGGAUUUCGAAGUUGAAGAGGAAGAAGUAGAGAUGGAUGAGGAGGAGGAGGAGGAGGUAUCAGAAGGCGAAGAAAAAGAGGACGUUGAGGCGGAAGAGGAGGAGGACGAUGAGGAAGAGGCUAGCGAAGUUGAAGAGGAGGAGGAAGUUGAAGGUGGGGACAGCGAAGGUGAAGAAGUCGAGGAGUUGGUGGAGUAUGGUAUAGAUCGAGAGCAAGAAGAGAUCGACGAGGUUGAGGAGGUAGAGGGAGAGGGAGAGGAAGAGGGUGAAGGCAACGAUGAGCAAGAGGCUGAAGAGAUGGAGGAAGAGGGUGAGGAUGAAGGCAGUGGAGAGGAUGAGAUCGAUGAGGAAGAAGUGUUAGUGGAAGAUGAGAGAAGGGGGAAAGACGACGAAGAGUCUGCCGUCAUUUCUGCAGAAGCUGCAAGUGCUGCGCCGGAGGAUGCCAAGGCCAGGGAUAAUGCUGAGAAGCAUCAUGCUUAUGAUCAUUCUAAGGUGCCCUCAACUAAUAUCAAAGAGUUUAAUGGUACAAGUGUGAGCAAGGGGAGUUCUGCUUUAGUUUCUGAACACAUCACAGCAGAAGAAAAUGGAAAUCUGGAAACUUUGUUGGGCGAGACAUACAAGGGGGUUCUAUUAGAAAAGGAAAUCACUAAUGAAUCACCAAAACAUGUUAAAAAUAACUCCUUGGAAACUCAAGGAAGUCUCCACUCACUUGGCUCUGAUAAUACCAGAUCCCUGCAACCUCUGAAAAGUGAUUUAUCUAUUGAAGGUGGUGUAAGAAAUGAAUCUGAGAUAGUAAACUAUAAUGUUUCUGAAAAAGGUGAAUCCCAUCUGCAAGAAAAAAUCAAUUCACAAUUGUUAGAGGACUUGACCCCCACGUGUGGCCAUACUCCACAACGGAGGCCUAGGAGUUCCUCACCAGGUUCUGAACCUGAGAGAAUGAACAAAAGACUUGCAAAUGUAUGUGUAUUUUAUGCUAGAGGCUGGUGCAUCAAAGGGAAUUCAUGCAAAUUUCUUCACCAAGAAGAUGGGGUAAAUAAAAUUGAGCAGCAGACCAAAGAAGACACAUUUGGAAAUAACAGGACAUUGGAUUCUCGUGCCAGUACAGGUUCAGAAAAAAUAAGUGAAAGAUCAAAAGUAUCUCCUGCACUGUUAGAAUCCAAUCCCAAGGGUUCGUUGGGAUGUAAUUCUCAAUUGCAAAGAGCUCUUGUUAGGACAUAUGGUACAGGAAGCCACAUGACAUCUCAGCUUGCUGACAAUUAUGACAUGCACAGUAAAGGAGAAUUUCAGCAAUCUGAUCAUGUUCAAGCAGACUACUCUUCGAAUCGAGAAGAAAACAAGAAAACUUAUGGUAAGAUGAGCCAUUUUGAAUCCAUUGUUGAGAGGCAGCCUGUUGAUGCUUUCUUAUCCAGAAGACACCUGAUUGAAGGGAAACUUGUUAACGAAAUCAACGAGGACUCUCCAUAUGACAUGACAAUUUCCGGAAGAACUCGUCCAGUAGAUACAUUUCUUUCUAAUGCUAAACACUACUCAGAUAGUUCUGCUACAUCAUCCAUUCUGCACCGGAAUAGCAAUAGUCCAUCUCCUUAUGGAAAAACAGAAGGCAAUGCUAUUAGAAGCGUGCAAAGUCAUUUCCUAAAUCAAGAAUCUUACAAUUCACAUAGUUUGGCGGAUUCUCAAAAUUCAAGAUUGGGCGGUUCUUUUCAAUUUCCACAAUUGGAUUAUAGGCUUUCUCGUGCAGGAACACCACCAAAUUCUGGCUCCACUCGAAAUACUGAGUAUCUUGAGGGACAUAGUUUGUUAGAUCUUGAUAGAAGAUACCGUGGCUCUGGGUCUAUCUCGCUUACCAGAGAUUCUUCCCCUUACAACUCACGCUCUGAAUUACGAAAUAUGAUACAUCAUAAUAUUCCCAGUGAUCUGACAUCUAGGCAAACAAAAAAAAUCCAAUACGAUGCUUGGGAGCCAUCCCAACCUUUUCGAUCUUCUUUGGCCAUUGCAAGUAAAAGUAUAUCCUCUCCUAGUCAAUAUGAUCCAAUUCUUGAUAGCAUUGAACCAGCGACUGCCAAUGCUAGAGAUUGUUUCCAUACUUCCCGAACGACUCCCUUUCAAAAUGCUUCAUUUCUUCCCACAAAAACUGAAAAUGCUAUUUCAUGGGAUGGCAUGCUGGCUAAGAAUGCAUCUUUACAUGAUUCUAGUGCUCAUACUUCUGCGGAUGUAUUUUUCACUUCUACCAAAUUAGAAGGGGAAAACAAUUCCUUUCCUAGCAAUGAGAAGUUAUGGAAUCCUGAUCGUUUGCUUGAAAGGUCAAAUUACAAAGAUGCAGAACUUGGCGGUGAAUGGAAAAAUAAUGAUAAGAGCAGGAAUAUCAAGGAAUCUAAAGCAUUGAAGAUUUUUCAUACUGCUUUAGUAGAUUUAGUGAAGGAAUUGUUAAAGCCAUGGUGGAGAGAAGGACAGUUAAGUAAAGAUGCCCACAAAACAGUAGUUAAGAAAUCAGUUGAGAAGGUUCUUAGUGCAUUACAAUCCCAUCAAAUCCCUAGCACACAAGAAGCAAUAAACCAGUAUCUGACAACAUCUAGACAAAAAAUUUUUAAACUUGUUGAAGGCUAUGCACAAAAGCAUGCCAAUUCCUGAGAUUCUGAUGAACUCACUAAGUUAAAAUAUAGUGCAGAGUACCUACAUGGUUCUAUUUUUGUAUAUUAAGUAGCUGGUGUGGCUAAGACAAACAUCUUACCUUGGUAUGCUAAAACGUUCCCUUUGUUAUUUGAGUUUCCUUUUAAGGUAUGCUGCAUAGUUUGUCAAAAGCCAUUCCUUUCCGUGGUUAUUCUGUUCCCCCAGGUGAUGGAUAUCGAGAUGCGACUGAUUAAGUUUGUUAAUGACAUUAUUAAGACAUGGAGGUUUUUCUUACCCAUGCCAUAACUUAUUUCCUUGAGAGUAUAAAUCUGAAGUCAUGUUACCAGAAAUUUUUGGCAGUUAUGAUCCAGUCCUCAUGAUUUUGAAAUAUUAUAAUUUUGUUCUUUAGUUUUA
Molecule: messenger RNA, 3292 nt
Organism: Dendrobium catenatum
Lineage: Eukaryota; Viridiplantae; Streptophyta; Magnoliopsida; Asparagales; Orchidaceae
Product: zinc finger CCCH domain-containing protein 36
Exons: 5
Coding region: 200-2899 (899 amino acids)
Molecular function (GO): metal ion binding
Source: RefSeq, a predicted model, not a curated record